AUGAUUGGAGAUCUUAUUUUUACACUGCUGGUAAAUGCAGGAGCAGUGCUUAACUUUAAACUAAGAAGAUCAAGGCAAGAUGAAGCCUUUAUGGAACGCAUUGAUUCAUCGACAGGAGACAAAAUCCGAGAGUUCCUCCUCAGUUUGAGACAUCUGCGGAUAUUUAUUGGGCUGUGGAAUGUCUUCAUCAUUUUUCUGAUGUUUGUAUUUUUCAACCACUGA
Candidula unifasciata is the source of this 222-nucleotide messenger RNA. NCBI's taxonomy places the organism in Eukaryota, Metazoa, Mollusca, Gastropoda, Stylommatophora, Geomitridae. The record is from the annotation of a GenBank genome assembly.